This is a messenger RNA of Drosophila kikkawai, 1464 nucleotides long. RefSeq names its product Cytochrome P450 313a3. Gene Ontology annotation, molecular function: heme binding; monooxygenase activity; iron ion binding. The record is from RefSeq and is a predicted model, not a curated record. NCBI's taxonomy places the organism in Eukaryota, Metazoa, Arthropoda, Insecta, Diptera, Drosophilidae.
AUGCUGACAAUAGACUUGCUACUGACCGCCGCAGUAUUUGGCUGGAUAUAUUUCUUAUGGAGUCGCCGCAGAUAUUAUCUGGUGAUGCUGAAGUUGCCCGGACCCAUUGGGUUUCCCCUACUUGGAGUUGCCUUGCACUUAUUUUUCUAUAAACUAAGGUUGAGUGCAAUCACGAUGAUGUUCAACAUAUACGGAUCCACCGUAUUCACCUGGAUUGGCCCCUUACCAGUCUUAGCUACCAGAGACCCGAAAAUAGUCGAGGACAUCCUGACAUCCCCCGUAUGCAUUAACCGAAGUAAACACGCAGCGGAUGCUAUAGUGGCUAACUGUGGACAGGGAGUGUUGACUUUGCCAGAACCCAAGUGGAGCGAGCGUCGCAAGCUGUUGAAUCCCUGUUUCAAGCAAAAUGUUCUGCUCAGCUUCUUUCCCAUUUUUAACGCUGAGACCAAUGUGCUGCUGACCUUGCUGGACUCUUAUGUCGGUGAGGGCGAAAAGGAGCUCCUCUCAGACGUUCUGAAGUGGUCAUUCAGGAUAUCCUUUCAGACCACUGUGGGCGCAGAUAUCCAGCAAGAAGAAAGCUUCAACAGCGACCUCCUCCUGGAAUGCUUUCAGACGAGCCUAAAACUGAUCACAUUAAAUGUCGUUGUUCCCUUUACCCAAAUCGGAGUAAUAGCGAAGUUGUGCGGCAUUGAAAAAAACAUUUCUACCAUGCAUUCGAUGCUAGAUUCGAUCAUACGGAUAAAACUUAGCUCCAAGAAGGAAAGUAAUUCCGAGACGGAGCUGAACUUGGUGAUCGACCAAGUCAUCGACUCCUAUAGAACGGGGAAAAUGUCCUGGGAGGAUAUGCAAGGCGAGAUUUCUAUUAUGGUGAUAGGUGCCUUUGAGACAACAGGGCUCACCGUAUAUCACGCUCUAGUGCUGCUUGCCAUGCACCCAGAGUUCCAGGACACUGUACACGAGGAACUCAAUGAGGUCUUUCCGACGCCCGGCGACUUUGAAGUGGCUUACGAGGAUCUGCAGAAAUUAGUUUACUUGGAACGUGUAGUAAAAGAAACAUUGCGCUUGAUACCUGCGAUUCCGCUAGAUCCGAGGGAGAUCUCAAAGGAUUUCAGGCUUUCGUCUGGAGCUAUCAUACCCAAGGGAGUCAUGGCGGUCGUCGACGUGUUCAAUACUCACCGAAACCCAGAGGUCUGGGGUCCAGAUGCCACAAAAUUCAAUCCGGAUAACUUUUUGCCAGAUAACGUGAGCGCGAGGCAUCCAUACGCCUUCAUUCCCUUCUCGAAGGGCAAGAGAAAUUGCAUAGGCUGGAGAUAUGGGCUUAUGUCUUCCAAGCUUGCCUUGGCCAAGAUCCUCAGGAACUUCAAGGUGAGCACAACUUUUUCCUAUGAGGAUCUUCAAUUCGUUGAAAAUAUAGGAAUGAAGCUGACCGAGACACCACGGCUGGCCUUUGAGCGACGUACUUAG